GUUCCAAGAGAAUACGAAAUGAGCCGCAGACACGGAAACUUUUCUUUGGCGACGAGUUAUUAAAAAAUUCUUCUUUAACCAUUAUAGGCUAUGGAUGCCUUUGACACUAGAUAUUUUCGUAUUAACAAGCUAUUGCUAUCACAUGUCGGCUUAUGGCCGCAUAAAUCGUCGUCUAACAAGAACAUAAUUCUCUAUUGUACAAUAGUUGGUAUAUUGACUUUAGCGUUGCCGCAGAUCGCAUAUUUGUUCAAACAUGCGACAAGUGUGAACGACUUUUACGAUGUGCUACCACCUCUUAGUGGCGCAUGUAUAUGUCUCAUGAAAUUGAUUAGUUUGUUUCAUAACUUUAACAAAUUUAGAACGCUUAUUCAACAUGUGCAAUACGACUGGCGUCUAUUAGAGAAUCACGAGAAUUUCCGAAUUCUAAUGGAAUACCUCGAGAGGAGUCGAAUGUUCACAAUGUCCUAUUUAAUUUUUAUCAGCACGACAGCGACUAGUUAUAUCACAGCACCGCUUACGGUACCGAUGCUCGAUAUUAUUCUGGCGACGAACGUGACGAGACCAAAAAAACUGCCGCAUUCGGGCGAAUUCUUCGUGGAUCUAGAAAAGUAUUAUUAUAUUCUCUUCGCGAUCACGUGCCUAGGAUAUUAUGUAUCCUGCACGUCGGUGAUCGCGAUCGAUACUAUUUAUUUUGCAUUAUUGCAACAUAGCUGUGGUAUGUUGGCCGUAUUAAGUCAUCGUUUGGAAAAUUGCAUUAUAAACAAUAAAUCGAAUCGCGUUGAUUGUAAUGGCAUAUCUAAGUGGGAUAAAGACGUUGAAAAUAUAAUACAAUGCAUACAGCUACAAGUCAGAAUAGAAAGAUUGAUCCAAUUAAUUGAGUCAACGUUUGCAACGUGUCUUAUUAUCGAUAUAGGUUUAGGAAUUAUAUAUCAAUGUACCGCGUGCGUGAUGAUCGUAACUCAUACGAAUACUAUGGAGAUAAUGAGAUACGGUCAACUUUUGCUCCUUCAAAAUUCUCGAUUUUUUUUAAAUAGCUGGAUAGGACAGGAAAUAAUAGAUCACAGUUCUCAGAUUCCUAUCGCAGCAUAUAAUGGAAUGUGGUACCAAACAUCCCUGAAAGUAAAGAAAAUUUUUUUGUUUCUACUAAUGAAAUCUCAAAAGCCGUAUCGCAUAACUAUGGCCAAAUUAUAUGUAAUCAGUUUGGAAGGUUACACUAUGCUCAUGAAAACAUCUGUCUCCUAUAUUACGUUAAUGGUAUCAUUAAAUUCGGAUGACAUAUAAUCGUCUACCAUCUGGA
Messenger RNA from Camponotus floridanus (Florida carpenter ant), 1297 nucleotides. Its product is annotated as odorant receptor 67c-like. Gene Ontology annotation, molecular function: olfactory receptor activity; odorant binding. Lineage: Eukaryota; Metazoa; Arthropoda; Insecta; Hymenoptera; Formicidae. The transcript has 9 exons. The coding region runs from base 91 to 1281 and encodes 396 amino acids. Gene Ontology annotation, cellular component: plasma membrane. Gene Ontology annotation, biological process: sensory perception of smell; detection of chemical stimulus involved in sensory perception of smell. The record is from RefSeq and is a predicted model, not a curated record.